UUUACUGUUACCAUGGGAAACGUUUGGUAGCCAACGGCGUUAAGGGGUUCCAGUCUAGCAUCAGAAGCAGAUAAACUUCGUCUGUGAACGGGGUUUUUAAACGCUGGAGCCUUCGUUGUUUCUUGUGACGACGGCGCGGCUUUAAAAAAAAACAUGGACGGUUUAAAAACACAAAACGCUUUUCCUUUUGUUGUCUUAGGCACUUAUAACGCGAACCGAGCUAAGCUAACAGCGUAGGCUACGGUGAACGACGCACUCAAAACAGAGGCCACGCGACAGUUAUUAGCUAGUUUUAACGUUUAAAUGCCCUCAUCGAUAUAUGUAUAUACUUGCAUAUUUAUACGUUAAAGUCAGACACACUAUCAUCACGCAACCACUAUGUUCAUUUACCUCAGCAAGAAGAUCGCCAUUCCCAACAACAUCCAUCUGAAAUGCCUCUCCUGGAACAAGCAGCAGGGGUUCAUUGCGUGCGGAGGAGAAGAUGGUCUGCUGAGGGUGUUGAAGCUUGAAACACAGACAGACGACAGUAGACUGAAAGGUCUUGCUGCGCCCAGCAACCUGUCCAUGAAUCAGACUUUAGAGGGACACAGUGGCGCCGUGCAGGUAGUGACCUGGAAUGAACAGUAUGAAAAACUGACAACCAGUGACCAGAAUGGACUCAUUAUUGUGUGGAUGCUAUAUAAAGGUGCAUGGUACGAGGAGAUGAUCAACAACAGGAACAAAUCGGUAGUGAGGAGCAUGAGCUGGAACGCCGAUGGUCAGAAGAUCUGCAUCGUGUAUGAAGACGGCGCCGUCAUCGUUGGAUCGGUGGAUGGCAACCGGAUUUGGGGGAAGGAGUUGAAGGGGAGUCAGCUUGCUCAUGUCGCUUGGUCUCCUGACAGUAAGAUCCUGCUGUUCGGCAUGGCCAGCGGCGAAGUACAUAUUUAUGACAAUCAAGGAAACUUCAUAAUGAAAAUGACCAUCAGCUGCCUCACCGGGGCAAACGGAGCUGUCAGCAUCGCUGGAAUCCACUGGUACGCGGGGGCUGGCGGUUACGUGGAGCCGGACUGCCCUUGCCUCGCCAUCUGUUUCGACAACGGGAGGUGUCAGAUCAUGCGCUAUGAGAAUGACGAGAACCCGGUGUACAUCGACACUCUGAUGAAUGUGAUCAGUAUCCAGUGGAACCACUGCGGCAGCGUCCUGGCAGUGGCAGGUUCCCUCAGAGUUUCAAAUCUGGAAAAAGAAUUUAACGUGGUGCAGUUCUAUACACCCUUUGGGGAGCAUCUGAGAACUCUGAAAGUACCCGGGAAGCACAUGUCUGGGAUCUCAUGGGAGGGUGGAGGCCUGCGAAUCGCCCUGGCUGUGGACUCUUACAUCUACUUUGCCAACAUAAGACCAGAUUACAAAUGGGGCUACUGUUGUAGCACGGUGGUGUACGCCUACACAAAGCCAGAGCGCCAGGAGUACUGUGUGGUUUUCUGGGACACCAAAAACAACGAGAAGUUUGUGAAAUAUGUCAAGAGCUUGAUGUCUAUCACGACCUCGGGAGACUUCUGCAUCCUGGCUAGCAAGGCUGAUGAAUUACAACCUCAGGAAGAAGCAGAAUCAGAGACUGGGAGUCCUGCGAGGUACGUCCUGAUCCUCUGCAAUUCCAUUGGGACUCCUCUGGACUCCAAAUACAUCGAUAUUGAUCCACUGUUUGUUACCAUGACGAGGACGCACGUCAUCGCCGCGUCCAAAGAGGCUUUCUAUCUGUGGCAGUACAGGGUGGCAAAGAAACUGACCGCCCUGGAAAUCAACCAAGUGACCAGGACCAAGAAGGGGGGCAGAGAGAGGUUCUAUCACAUCGACAGCAAUCAACCUGGAGCCAGCGAUGAUGGGCCAGAUUUUUCAAAAACCUUUACACCAACUCGAGAUCCUAUCUGCUGUAUUACAGCAACAGACAAAACCCUGGUGGUGGGUCGGGAGUCCGGUGCCCUCCACAGAUACAGCCUUCCAAAUGUUACCCUCAUCCAGAAAUAUUCCUCAAACAACCGAGCCCAUUAUCUGUCUCUAAACUGCAACUCCAGUCGUCUGGCCAUAAUUGACAUUUCGGGCUUGCUCACUUUGUUGGAAUUGGAAGUCCGUUCUGCCACAGACGAAGACGCAGGAAGCCAAGCAGCCUCUGGAGAUCCAUCCAAGUUUGAGCGUAAAGAUGUUUGGGACAUGAAGUGGGCAAACGACAAUCCCGAUUUGUUUGCCAUGAUGGAGAAGACCAGGAUGUACGUGUUCAGGAACCUUGACCCGGAAGAACCCAUUCAAACAUCUGGAUACAUCUGCAACUUUGAGGAUCUGGAAAUCAAAUCAGUUUUGCUUGAUGAAAUUAUGAAGGAUCCAGAGCGGCCAAACAAAGACAACCUCAUCAACUUUGAAAUCCGCUCCCUGAGAGACAGCCGGGCACUUAUUGAGAAAGUGGGCAUUGAAGACGCUUCACAGUUCAUUGAAGACAAUCCUCACCCGAGACUCUGGCACCUGCUGGCUGAGGCAGCCCUACAGAAACUGGAUCUGAAGACGGCAGAGGAGGCCUUUGUCCGGUGCAAAGACUAUCCAGGCAUUCAGUUUGUCAAGUGCCUGGGCAACCUGCAGAGCGAGCCCAUGAAACAAGCCGACGUGGCGGCCUACUUUGGCAGAUUUGAGGAAGCUGUAAGCAUGUAUCUGCAUAUGGAUCGGAGGGACCUCGCCAUCAACCUAAGGAUCAAGCUUGGAGACUGGUUUAAGGUUCCGCGGCUACUCGAAAGUGGCUCUGGGGACUCCGAUGACGCUCUGCUCGAACAGGCAUAUAAUGGGAUUGGGGACUACUAUGCUGACAGACAGAAGUGGGUGAAUGCAGCGCAGUACUACCUAAAGGGCCAUAACCAGGAGAGGCUGGCUGAUUGCUACUACAGGUUGGAGGAUUACGACGGCCUUGAGCAACUAGCUGCAGACCUCCCUGAAAAUCACAAACUGUUACCGGAAAUCGGACAGAUGUUUGUCACCGUGGGGAUGUGUGAACAGGCUGUGAAGGCGUACCUGAAGUGCAACCAGCCAAAAGCGGCAGUGGACACGUGCGUCCAUCUGAACCAGUGGAACAAAGCGGUGGAACUGGCAAGGACGCACAACAUGAAGGAGAUAAAAUCCCUUCUUUCCAAAUAUGCCUCUCAUCUUCUAGAGGAAAACAAAACUCUGGAAGCAGUGGAACUUUAUCGGAAAGCUCACCACUUUCUAGAUGCAGCCAAGCUCAUGUUUAAGAUAGCAGACGAGGAGGCGAAGAAAAUGAGCCGACCUCUGAGGGUGAAGAAGCUUUAUGUUCUGGCAGCUCAGCUUGUUGAGGACUACCACGAGCAGGUGAAGGCGUCCCAGCAGGCCAAAGCCAAAGGGAAGAAGUCGGAGGCAACAUUCGCACUGGCCGGCCUUCUUGAAGAAGACGCAACGUCGUCGGACAGUCGCAUCGUUGACAGCGCCUGGCGUGGAGCUGAAGCGUAUCACUUCUUCCUGCUCGCUCAGAGGCAGCUCCACGCGGGCUACACGGAGAACGCCACGCGGACAGCCCUCCAUCUUCGCGAGUACGAGGACACCAUCCCCGCCGUCGAGAUCUACUCUCUGUUGGCUCUGUGUUCGGCGGCGAACCGGGCUUUUGGCACCUGCUCAAAGGCCUUCAUCAAGCUGGAAUCUCUGGAGAGUCUGAGCCCCGAACAGCGGCAGCUCUACGAGGACUUGGCCCAGCAGAUCUUCACCAAGCAUCCUCCAAAGGAUAAGCACGUGUUGGAGGCGGUGGGCUCCUCAGAGGGAGCGGAGGGAAAACUGCCCACCUGCAUCGUGACGGGUCUGCCCAUCCAGGUGUACCAGCUUUGGAUGUGCAGCGUGUGCAAACACUGCGCUGUGGAACAGGAGAUCAGUAAAUACAGCUGCUGCCCGCUGUGCCACAGUCCUGUAGCGUGAUGAACAACAUUGUCUGUGAGGGGUGUGUUUCAGGCAGAAAAGGGAAGUUUGCCUUUUAUUGUGUGCUCAAUGUUCAGACGUUUGGAUGCUAAUUUCUAAACGGGCAGCUACAUGAUUAUUAGAUUAGAGACGAGCAGCUCAAUAACUACAUGUUGCCAGUGUAAACAGGAAGUAACAUCUUCAUCUUUGCUUUACUUUACGAUCAACAGUUCAAUGUAUUUUGAAAACUGAAAUACUUUAAUAUGAGAAGUUUGUAUCUGGCUUUAAAAUAAAAUUAAGAGUAAAUAAA
Molecule: messenger RNA, 4225 nt
Organism: Fundulus heteroclitus (mummichog)
Lineage: Eukaryota; Metazoa; Chordata; Actinopteri; Cyprinodontiformes; Fundulidae
Gene: wdr35
Product: WD repeat domain 35
Exons: 28
Coding region: 379-3936 (1185 amino acids)
Biological process (GO): protein localization to cilium; non-motile cilium assembly; intraciliary retrograde transport
Cellular component (GO): non-motile cilium; intraciliary transport particle A
Molecular function (GO): protein binding
Source: RefSeq, a predicted model, not a curated record